AUGCCAUGCCAAUUAAACAACUUUGAAGCCUUCUUUCAAUCAAAAAUCGACUAUAAAAAUUUCGAGACAUACCAACAAUCUGUUUUAAUUGCUAUACUUUCAAAGUUUGCAACAAUUACAAUAAAAAAGCCAAGAAAAGCCACAAAGGUGACAGAAGUACACCCACUAAUCCAAACAAUAGAUUUUGGGGAUGACAUGGUCAAUGUAGCUUCAUUGGCUUGUUCAAAGUGUCAACUAAAUUAUAAAAAAGAUUGUAAUAAAAUGAAGUACCAUGCUGCAUUCUGUCGAUUCGAAAAGAACAAAAAGAACUUUGUACAAAAUUUGUUGAUAGAUAUGUUGCUCGAGUUUGGGUUCUUUUUCGAGUCAAAAAUGGCCAAAAAGUCAACGAAGACAAUUCAAUUAGAAAGAAUUGCAUCAGUUUUUUACAAAGGAAGAUUAACACUGGAUUUUCAAGAGUUUGUUUUAUGUGGAAAAGAAGUGACUGAUUACAUUGGAAAAGAGUUUCAGAGAAACCAAAGUACUAUUGUAAUUAAAAACGAUCCUAUUAUAUCCUCUUUAUUGGACAAAUAUAUUUUGUAA
This is a messenger RNA of Entamoeba invadens IP1, 579 nucleotides long. RefSeq lists its product as hypothetical. The record is from RefSeq and is a predicted model, not a curated record. Bases 1 to 579 code for a protein of 192 amino acids. Lineage: Eukaryota; Evosea; Mastigamoebida; Endamoebidae. The transcript has a single exon.